GUAUAGGGUGUCACAACUCACAUUGAUUAAGACGCAGAAGCAAACCAUUAUUAAAUUAAAGCAGGGCAUGCACACGCAACACAUAACCACAACCUUGUUGUAUUCACAAUCAGCCAGAGACCAUGGGUCAUGAUCAUCACAGCCAGAAGCAUCAACCCCCUGUUGGAACUCCGCCGUCCCAAGGUUAUCCACCGCCAGAUCUACCAAAAGAAGGUUAUCCGCCGCCGGGAUAUCCUCCGGCAGGGUAUCCGCCUCCAGGGUAUCCACCACAAGGGUAUCCUCCACCGCCGGGAUACCCCACUCAAGGUUAUCCUCCUCCGCCAUACCCAGCACAGGGGUAUCCUCCGCCCUACGCACCACCUUACCCGCAUCAUCAGCCUCCGCCUCCUCAGCAUCACCAUCACCAUAAUAAUAACUCAUCCGGCCCUGGUUGCUUGGAAGGCUGUUUGGCUGCUCUCUGCUGCUGCUGCUUGUUGGAUGCGUGCUUCUGAUGAGAAGAUAAUAAAGGCUUCAAUUUGCAGAAACUGUGUCUAAACUUGAACAUACAUGAUAUAUUAUAUAUUAUGUUUCUAGCUAUAGGUCUCUUUUCUCCUUGUUAGUUCUCUACUUUA
Messenger RNA from Arachis duranensis, 611 nucleotides. Its product is annotated as cysteine-rich and transmembrane domain-containing protein WIH2-like. Bases 123 to 491 code for a protein of 122 amino acids. The transcript is spliced from 3 exons. Lineage: Eukaryota; Viridiplantae; Streptophyta; Magnoliopsida; Fabales; Fabaceae. The record is from RefSeq and is a predicted model, not a curated record.